AUGGAAGGUUCGGCCUCCUCCAAGUAUGCUCGAUCCGACGAAGAAAAGCUCGCGAGACUCAACGACACAGGCGUCCGGGUUGCGGCCGGGCGACUGGUGAACAUCUUCGAAGAGCCGACCGACGUGGGGCGACCGAUAGAGCCAGGCCCCCGGCGAAAGACACACCGCGACUUCACGCCCGAGGACGAUGCGACGCUCUUUGCGCUCCUUGGCGCGGCGGAAAAGGAAGACUUGCAACGUGGCAACAAGAUAUUCCAGCAGCUGGAAGCGUUGCGGCCCAACCACAGCUGGCAAGCAUACGAGAACCGCUUUCGAAAGAACAAGACGAUGUCCGGCGAGCAGAUCGACGAGCAGCAGCCCUGGUCAGGCCCGUGGCCCGGGCUGUACGACGACGCGGGCGGCGACCAGACGCACAGCCCACCGCCCCGCCCGACCGGCCGUAGCACCACUGCCCCCACCGACCGCACCGAUUCGACCCGAGGCUACAGCUCGCUGCGGGCAGACACCAUGCGCAACAUCUAUGCCCGGCUCGCGGUCGAGAACGAGGAGGCGCUGAGGGAUCUCUUGCGUGACGACGACAUAGCGGGGCACGUGCACGAGUAUCGCCGGGACCACCUCCUCCACGCACAGGCGCACGACGCGUCGAGGGUCGCCGGCGACGUGGCCGUGGGGAAAAGUGUCGCGGGUCGAUCCCAACACGAGUGGAAAACCAGCUACGUCCGGGCGGAGUUGCGGAAGCCGCAGUCCCGGUUUGCGACGGCGGCGGUGGACAAGUCGAGCUGGACCGCAGACGACCACGACGCUCGCUUCAUGGUCCAGGUGUGCCGGGGCGCCAUGGCCGGGAAGGGACCCUGGGGCUUCCUGGGGGGGCGGAUCACCGCCACCAGUUGUGCGAACGAGCGUUCUGGCUGA
Messenger RNA from Fonsecaea erecta, 912 nucleotides. RefSeq lists its product as hypothetical. The record is from RefSeq and is a predicted model, not a curated record. The transcript is spliced from 3 exons. Lineage: Eukaryota; Fungi; Ascomycota; Eurotiomycetes; Chaetothyriales; Herpotrichiellaceae. Bases 1 to 912 code for a protein of 303 amino acids.